Messenger RNA from Mixia osmundae IAM 14324, 1203 nucleotides. RefSeq lists its product as uncharacterized. The transcript has 7 exons. The record is from RefSeq and is a predicted model, not a curated record. NCBI's taxonomy places the organism in Eukaryota, Fungi, Basidiomycota, Mixiomycetes, Mixiales, Mixiaceae. The coding region runs from base 1 to 1203 and encodes 400 amino acids.
AUGACAUGGCUCGACCUGGCUUACAAGAGCGUACCAAGAGCUCUGACCCUUCGCAAUGCAGCUUGUAGCCCUCGCCAACGGCACCUCGCUUUUCCUCUGCUCGGUGCACGCCUCAAGUCCAAUGCGGCGACAACGUCCUCCUCAGCUAGACGCAAGAGCAUCCCUCGGGCAAGCUCGAGUGCGGCGUCACCAGUAGCUGCUAGUGGUAAACCCAGGGCUCGCCCGAUCCGUUCACCCCUCUACCAUGCUCGACGCCUGCAGGUAGCCGACGAGGCUGCUGCUCGACAACUCAUAAAGAUCUGGGAUCUGCCCUCUCGUCGCGAUCUGACCGUCAUUGUUCCUUGCGCUGGCCAUGGCGUACUCGCAAGAGAGAUUGCAAAGCUACCACACGAAGUCAUUCGCAAAGUGAUCACAAUGGAAGUUAUGCCGACUUUUCAGCCUGGUCUUCUCGCGGGCGCGAAAAAAUUUGACAAAUGGCAUCACCAGGCAAGCCUGCCACUGAACUGGGACAGCUACGAUACCAUCGAAUCGCAAGGCUUGCUUGCCAACGUUGAUCCCAAGCCUUGGGAAUCAGACGAGCCGGCAAACGUAUUUGUGGCACUUCAGUUGCCUGUAAACAUUUACUGCGAAAAGUUCGUCUCGUCUGCCUUGCAUUGUAUCGUCAGCAAGAUGUGGCUUUAUCGGUACGGUCGAAUCGACAUCGGCGUCCUCCUUGCUAGCUCAACGCUCUCUAGGAUGGAAGCGAAACCUGGAGAUCCAAAUUACCACAAAUUGGCAGCUCAGCUGAGGUGUAUCUGCUCCGUCGAGAAGCCAACGCUCUUGAAGCCAGGCUUGGCCGUUCGCGGUCGCGCUGUGCUAUCAGAUACAGCCGACAGUCCAGAACAUGCCGCUGCAAUCCUGCGACCUCUCAAAGAACCGCUUAUAACAUCAGAAGGAGUAUGGGAGGCAUACGAAUAUAUCGCCAGAAGAUUGUUCUCGACGAUCAAUACCCCUUGGACAAAGUCAUUGCCCUCGAUUGCGGCGGGCGCUGGUAUACUCGAGCAAAAGAUGAUAGCUGCUGGCCAUGUGUACGAUCCCAAUAUGCUGCCGCGUCAGAUGACGCCGGAGCAUCUUCUCCAUCUCACCGAGGCUUUCCAAGCUUGGCCCUUCAGACCCAGGACACUUUACGAUGAUUUGGAUGAGUCGCUUGAUGACUUCAUCUGA